AUGAGCCAACUAGGAGACUAUAACGACCUCGGCGAGGACAUCAUACCGGCGGGUACCCCCUCCGACAACAACAUCCCACACCGCAUCCAACAGCACCCUGAGAUUGCCCGAUUGUCUCAGGAUCUAGAAAAAAACCCGUCAAACCUUGACAUCGAGGGACCAGAGCUUUCUCGCCUGAAGGGAGAAGGCAUCGAUGUGCCGAUGGCGCGUCUCGGUGGGCUCGAUCUGAACUACAAGAUCUGCCAAAUCGAAGAAGAUCUCUCGGCUCUUCGGGAAACAUCCGCAGAAAUCGACAGCGAUGCGGCGGCGCAGGAAUGUACCAAAUUGAAAAGGUGUCGAGACUCCCUGGGUCAAACAGUGUUCCAGAAGAGGUCCCGUAUUAUCGAGCAUCUCAACGUGGCGAGCCUCUGGGGACCUUGUGCCAGGACCAUAGCCCAGGGUAUGGAGACCUACUACGGCAGGUUUGAUAGAUACCAGACGAAGUCCCUGGGAAUCAGUAACUGGUUCCGCGAUAAAGCUCUGCUGUACUACGGAGGGCAAUCUUGCCAAUACCAGGCCGCAGAAAUCUCCAGGACGGACACCGAGAUGGCAAAUCUUUUGGCCGAAUCCUACGAACACUGCUGGUGUCACGCCACCGGCUCGUGGACGCAUCUAGAAGAAACACCAGAUGACGAGCAUGCUCAACCCCUGCCUCAGCGCUAUGCCGCUGCGAACAUUGUGCCGUAUUCCUCGAACGUACCUCAUGAGAUCUUGGAUCACCUUUUCCGUGAGAGAACGGGCGAAUCGAGCGGGCCGGUGAAUUCACUUUCACUUUCGACGCUGAUCCAGUAUUGGUUCAACCAUUAUAAGCUAGUCAUUGUCCCUGUUGAUCCGGAAGAAAAGCCACUCAAACGAUGGAAGAUCGACAUCCUCGACAAGGGCAUAGAAGAUGACCCCCUUCACGACGUAAUCUCCACACCUGGCGGGGAUAGACCUCGCAUAGCUAGAGGUCUUUAG
Molecule: messenger RNA, 996 nt
Organism: Colletotrichum costaricense
Lineage: Eukaryota; Fungi; Ascomycota; Sordariomycetes; Glomerellales; Glomerellaceae
Exons: 2
Coding region: 1-996 (331 amino acids)
Source: RefSeq, a predicted model, not a curated record